UCAAGAAGUACGCCAAGUGUUAAAAGUGCCGGAACGUCCUUUGUCCGUACGCUACCUCCUCACUCUGACAAUAAUUAACUGCAACCCCAUAUUCCUAUCGUUCUCCAGAAGGGUCUGUUGCACUGUUGGUGUUUUGUGAAGUUUUGACUUAAUUCGCGUAGAAACCUAAGCAUCUACUAUCUAUCUGAUUAAUAAAGUGACUCACUGACUUUGUGAUUUUGCGCGAUAGUAUUUUCAUCGGGAAAAUUUUGAGGAAAAACUGUGUGCUUGGUUACUUAAUGGCAGUUUCUACUCUUAAUAUGGCUCCCUACUUCACUGGCUAUCCAUUUCAAGGACAAGGACGUGUCAAUCAGCUCGGUGGCGUUUUUAUAAACGGUCGUCCGCUGCCGAAUCACAUCCGUCUGAAAAUAGUGGAAAUGGCGGCAGCAGGAGUCCGUCCCUGCGUGAUAUCCCGUCAGCUGCGAGUGUCGCACGGGUGCGUGUCGAAAAUCCUGAAUCGGUAUCAGGAAACGGGUAGCAUACGUCCCGGCGUUAUUGGAGGAUCGAAGCCCCGCGUUGCGACAGCAGAAGUCGAAACAAGAAUAGAACAAUUGAAACGCGAAAAUCCCGGAAUAUUCUCAUGGGAAAUACGGGACAAACUAAUCAAGGAAGGAAUCUGUGACAAAAACAACGCCCCUUCUGUCAGCUCCAUAAGCCGGUUGCUAAGAGGUGGGAAAAAAGACGAUUCUGACAAGAAAAACCACUCUAUCGAUGGAAUUCUAGGACCUAACUCUUCCUGUGAAGAGAGCGAAACUGAAUCUGAACCUGGGAUUCCCCUCAAACGUAAACAACGUCGUUCUAGAACAACGUUUACCGGCGAGCAAUUAGAAGCGUUAGAACGAGCUUUCGGCCGAACCCAAUACCCCGACGUCUACACUCGCGAAGAACUCGCACAAAAAACAAAACUAACAGAAGCUCGAGUUCAGGUUUGGUUCUCCAAUCGGAGAGCGCGAUUACGAAAACAACUGAAUUCCCAACAGUUGAACGCAUUCAACACAAUGUCCUUGCAAUCCGCUUUUCCGGUACAGCACCAAUAUCCCGAUCCGGCAGCUUUUAAUCAAGCCUCUUGGGCUCAACAAACCUACGCUUCUGCAGCUUUAGGUACUUCCCCCUUAGCCAGUUCCUUGUCCCAUUCCGCCCUUUCUUCAAGUGCUAUUGGAGGCACGACAAUUGGAGCGACAACACUUGGCAGUUCGACUUCUACAACUUCCUCGCCCACCAGCUCUGCUCAAUCAUCCCUUUAUAAUUCUUACAACUCUAGUAGCAUCGAACAAACGAACGCUUUGAACUCUGCCAACCAGUUUGGUUAUAACAUGGCCCAAAUUUCUCCAAGUCAACAUGGAGUAGCAGCCCAACAGUCCAGCGUUUGGUCGAGGCACGCGCAGAAUGGGAAGAUGCCCGAAAAUCUCACAGGAUGGCCGGAAAACUAUAGUUUAUUCAGUAGCGGUCACUACAGUUCCCACUCUCCCAGUGAAGCCAAGUCGGGCUAUCCCUACUUCGGUAGUAUGGAAAUGUGCGCCAGCCGAGUCCAUUAACCAUUAGACUCGAUUCUUAAAGAACAUAAUAAAUAAGUUCCUUGUUAUUAAUCUACUAUAUCUGUGUUCCUAGAAGCCUUAAUUUUGUUUAAAAUAUCGUGCCUUCAACUAUGCCUACAUAUAGUUAUGUAUGUAAUUCACGCGAAUUUUAAAAAAGUAGCCACAUUUUAUGAAUUAACCGUUCCAAUAUAACCCGAAAAAUUCAAAUCUCUUUUGCACCGAAAAAGUCCCAUUUUACCUUUAUUGAUGUCGUUCUCUUCAGGUACAAAAUUAAUUCUGUGAAAUUCUCUAAAAAGUAUAAGGACUUGCUGAUAAAAUUUCACUACAAAAUCAGUUUCUACCAAAGUUAUAAUUAGAAAAAAGGAAAGAAUUACUGUGAAAGCAUUUAAAAUUUGUAAAUAUAACAAAAAGCAUCGUUCAAAAGUAAUUA
This is a messenger RNA of Agrilus planipennis (emerald ash borer), 2004 nucleotides long. It is a transcript of the gene gsb, whose product is annotated as protein gooseberry. The coding region runs from base 279 to 1574 and encodes 431 amino acids. Gene Ontology annotation, biological process: anatomical structure development; regulation of transcription by RNA polymerase II. Gene Ontology annotation, molecular function: RNA polymerase II cis-regulatory region sequence-specific DNA binding; DNA-binding transcription factor activity, RNA polymerase II-specific. The record is from RefSeq and is a predicted model, not a curated record. Lineage: Eukaryota; Metazoa; Arthropoda; Insecta; Coleoptera; Buprestidae. The transcript has 5 exons.